Messenger RNA from Helianthus annuus (common sunflower), 1377 nucleotides. RefSeq names its product nuclear transcription factor Y subunit A-9. Bases 191 to 976 code for a protein of 261 amino acids. Gene Ontology annotation, molecular function: DNA-binding transcription factor activity, RNA polymerase II-specific; RNA polymerase II cis-regulatory region sequence-specific DNA binding. The record is from RefSeq and is a predicted model, not a curated record. NCBI's taxonomy places the organism in Eukaryota, Viridiplantae, Streptophyta, Magnoliopsida, Asterales, Asteraceae. Gene Ontology annotation, cellular component: CCAAT-binding factor complex. Gene Ontology annotation, biological process: regulation of transcription by RNA polymerase II. The transcript has 6 exons.
GUUGAGUCAAGUCCACUUUUCAAAUCAAAUCAAGAGAGAGAACACACAAACACAUCUCUCUCUCUCUCUCUAAAACUAUUUUUUCAUCUCUUCUAGAUUUUCUCUCCGAUUCGUCGCCCCAAAUUUUAGGGUUUUUACUUUUCGUCCUCUAUACUCGUAGAUCUUGGUGUAACAGUAUUGCAUAAGUUUCAUGUCCUCUUCUGCCAUGCGGGCGAAUUCAUCUGAUUCGUCUCCUCCGGAACAGUCAUUAGACAGGGAAUCACAGUCUGAUGAAGUUCUUAGUGAGGAAGAAGAUGAUGCAAGCAAAGAAACACAAAAUGUUUCGUCUUUCCGUUCAGAUAAAAAUUAUCAGCAGCAGGGAGUACCAAAUAUCCUUCCAAAUAAUGGCGAAACCGUAGGGCAGGUCCCACAACUAGAACUUGUCGGUCACACUAUUGCCUGUGCUCCAAAUCCUUAUUGUGAUCCAUAUUAUGGUGGAAUGAUGGCAGCUUAUGGUCAGCCUUUUGUUCAUCCUCAGUUUCUUGAGCAAGCAAGGAUGCCUUUGCCACUUGAAAUGGCGCAAGAGCCUGUUUACGUGAAUGCCAAACAAUACCAUGCGAUAUUAAGGCGAAGGCAAUCCCGUGCAAAAGCAGAGCUUGAGAAGAAACUUAUAAAAGACAGAAAGCCUUAUCUUCAUGAAUCACGGCAUCAGCAUGCUUUGAGAAGGGUAAGGGGCACCGGUGGUCGUUUUGCAAAGAAAACUGACGUUAAUAAGAACACAACAGGUUCGGGUUCAGGUUCUGCCAUGUCAUCAUCCCAGUCGGUGAAUUCAAACCGGGUGCACUCAGAAUCUGCCGAGAGUUUGGACACACCAAGGGGUGGAUUGGUAAAUUCACUCAAUACUCACACGUAUCUUGAUAACGGAGGUUCCUUAGGCCAGCAGUGGAUAAACAUUUCAUCUAACCAAUCUUCACAGAGGGCUGUUGCCAUGAAGUGAUGUCGAGUGUUUAACACCCUUUGUGUCUAUCCGUGGCUUCUAAGCUGGCCGGCAAAUCAUUCUUGGCUCAUGUUAAUAUGAGGGACAAACAGGUAAAUGUACCUUUUGGUUACCUCUUUGGUUUUACUUUCAGGAUUUCUUUCUUCAGAACCGAUGUUAUGUACAAAGUUUGCUUUUGGGGAUAGAAGAAUUGAUUGGUUGGGUUGGGUUUGUGUGUUCUUUUCUGAAUGUUUGGUAUAUUUGGAGGUGAAGCAUGGAGUUUAAGAUGUGCUCAUGUCUAUCGUCUAAUUGUAGGGGCAUAUAGUGCUCCACAGCCUCCAGCACAUGUGUAAUGUUGUGUUGUGGCUGUUGAAAAUUGGAGCUUCAUAUUUACUGUUUUGCAUAUAUUUUGUGUCAUGUUC